This is a messenger RNA of Nelumbo nucifera (sacred lotus), 726 nucleotides long. The record is from RefSeq and is a predicted model, not a curated record. Lineage: Eukaryota; Viridiplantae; Streptophyta; Magnoliopsida; Proteales; Nelumbonaceae.
UCUAUAAAUCCCAAUUGCCUUUCCCUCCAAAACACAUAUAACAUCUAUUUCUUCUCGUGCAUUGCUUAUCUCACCAAAUCUUUGCCGGAAAGCGAUGGAAGUAGUUUCCCUUCGUCCCCCUGUACUUCCGCCACGACCAUUUCCAGCCAAGUCCCGGCACCGGAAAAUUGGCACCGACGAGCAUCACAAGAGAAGGUCCUUUGUUAGAGUCUUUGCGAGGAAAAAUGAUGCCUCCAACCGGAACUAUGAUGGCCGGCUUGUCGAUGAGAACAUGAUCGUUCUACGUAUGCGCAUUCAGGAGAUGAAGAUGGCGGAGGAGAACUACGAGCCACCUUCGGGCUGGAUGGAGUGGGAGAAGCGAUAUUACGCAAAUUACAACACAGACAUCUGUGAAGCAGUGGGGUUCUUACAGACCCAGUUGACGAAUAUGAGGCCAAGCUUGGCUCUGGGGCUGGUGGCUCUUGUCACCUUGAGCGUCCCCAUAUCAACGGCUGUGGCCAUGUCCCAUUUGUUUGAGAUAACUAAGUGGAUCCUAUCUGGAACUCAUCUCGUCUGACUUUUUUUUUUUUUUUCUCUUUUUCUAAAUAGCUGACUUGUUUAUGGUUCAUCUGGUUCUGUUACUUCUGUAUAUAUAAAAAAACUUGGAUCAUUUCUCCAUGAACAUCAUCGCUGGAGAAAGAGUUUCUCUUUCUGUUUCAGUAUAUAUUAUUUGUUUUUUCCCUCUUA